Parnassius mnemosyne (clouded apollo) is the source of this 3891-nucleotide messenger RNA. The record is from the annotation of a GenBank genome assembly. Lineage: Eukaryota; Metazoa; Arthropoda; Insecta; Lepidoptera; Papilionidae.
GAUUCCAAUGGGCGGGCCUCCGAUGGGAGGACCUCCUCUUAUGGGUGGUGGACCUCCAAUGGGUGGAGGACCUCCUAUGGGCAGGGGGCCUCCUCCAAUAGGUGGUGGCCCUCUAAUUGGUGGUGGCCCUCCUAUGGGUGGUGGUCCUCCAAUGGGGGUUAUGAAUGGCAUGAUGCCCGGAGGUAUGCUUCCUCCUGGAGUGGCACCAGGUCCAGCUCAGGGCUCCGUGCCGUUGUUCAUGACCCAGCCUCCACUAUGGAUUAAAGAUGGUGGUGGUGGUUUCCCGGGUCCGUGGGGCAACUGGGGCUGGGCGCCCCCUGGCGUGACCCAACACAGCGGCCCGCCCAACACUGGGCACAGCCCGGCCAGUGCCGCGAACGCACUCGUCUCUGCUGCUGUAUCUGACAAAGGUGCAGCAACACAAAUGCCACAAAUGGUGACCACACGAGUGACGAUAGCUGAACCUAAUAUAGUUGAACCUGUAGUGCAACCUGUAGCCAAGAAGGAAGAGACAGUGAUCCCUCCAGAACUAGCCGCCCAGGCAGCGAAGUGGACAACCCACAGAGCCCCGAAUGAUCGACUCUACUACUAUAACUCGAGCAAGCAGGAAUCAGUGUGGGUGAAGCCGGUACCCUUGCAGCAGCUUGAGGAGCUGCAAGCAAAGAUUGUUGCGGAAAAGGGAGAAGUGCCUGAAAAGAAGAUAGAGACAAUUGAUUUGGACAACGACAGUAAGGUGGAAGGUAAGUUAAUGCAUAUAGAGUUUAAACGGUGCUACAUACAUGUGAUGAUAAGAGAUAUAAUCCGAUGGGACAUAAUCCGACACGAUCUGCGAAAGAUAGGCAAAAAAACAACGGUUUUACGUGCUUUCCGAGCCAUGGAGAUGAAACACCGCCGACUCUCUGACUUCGGGCAGCAGAAAAACUCAAUAGAUGAUUUUUUUCGACUAGGCUUUUGAACCCGGGACCUUAUGAUCUUUUUUUAUAUGGGGAAAUGCCUACGUAUACCCGCCUUGCGGGAGCAAGGACGGGUUAUAUCGGACUCGCACUGAAUAAAAUCCCAUGGUGUUCCACCUUCGCCGCAUAUUGGCAGGGCCACGGGAACGCUUUCGCACACAUUCGCGACGCCACCAGCGCCGGCCGCCCCAUGGCAGCCCCUUCUCGGGGGAGGACCACCUCUCCUCCCUAUUCUUCUUCUCAGGCAAGGCGCACCAGGAACACAAGGCACGCCCCCCUCCACAGCCUCCAACUCCACCUACGUAUAGGACCCCCCCGAGUCCGAUACGCGGAGGCCAUGGUGCCAGGAAAAUCGUUCAGCUUAGUAGCACCCGCUUUCCCAACCCCAACGGCGGAUCUGGUCUCUGGCUCCGCCGCUAAUGACGUUUCGGCGCCGAACGGCAGGGAGAGUGGCGCCUCGCAAUACCGACACUCCUCUCCCCCCGCGGCCCCACCACCACCGCAUCAACGGUGCGGGCCCGUCAGAGUCGCGGAGGAUAGUGCGAGUGGCGCAUCGCUAUACCCAACACUCCUCCUCUUCCGCGACUUCACCUCGGCUGCAGCGUUAGGGGGAGAGGACACCCCUCUCACCGCAGCCCACCACCACCGACACACAUCCGAAGUGGGUUCGCCAAGCCCACUCGGAGUGGCCAUCUUGGGCAGUACAGUUGCACCAUACAAUGCUUACAGAAAAAAAAUGGUUUUAGUCUUGUUUUUUUGGAACGAAGUUCCUUAUCGGACGGUACGAAUUUGGCGGAUGGGGGUUAGGCGACAAAAAGUGUAAGAUUUUUCCGUCACGACCCCUUCUGACGUAGUGUAUUUUGAUGAUGGACAUUCAAUUUGCAUACACAUAUGAAAUCAUUAUCAAAUUAACAUAAUUUGUUUAACUUCGUACAACAUAAAUCAUUAUCAAAUUAACAUAAUUUAUUUAAUUUCAUACAACAUGAUGUAUAGGUGGACUUAAUGCCUGAGAUAAUUUUACCAGUCAAGCUUUGGCUGAUGCAGAGAUAAAAAUAUGAAUUAAGUGUGUAAAAUGUUAAAAGAUAUAAUAUAGUAAUUAAAUAUAAAACAAAAUAAUACACAUACCCACACAUAAAUUUGCAUAUCCAAAAUUAUUUAAUAUAUGCAUAAUAUUAUAUAUAAAUUAUAUACAUAGCAAAAUAUAUAAAAAUUGUGUGACAACUAAUCUAACAAAUACUUUUUGACACCCAAGUAAUAUGUUGUGGAAUCAAAAUAAUGAAUGCCUACAAUAUUUGAUUCCUAAGAGAUAUCAAUAUCACCAGUAUCGGAGUAGGUCGUACUACAAAAUAGUGCAUAUUGAGGCCAAUUCACUUCAUGGUUCUAUCCGUUAAUAUCCUUAUUAAAAAAUUAAAAAAAUUAAUGUCAAAACAGUUUAUUAAAAAACUGUAAAAAAAAGAAAAUUAAAAUAUAUUAUCUAAGUUAAAUGUUAUAUGUUAUGUAAAGGAGUUUGUUAAGUUUAAUACGUUAACUAACAAAAAAUAAAUAAUACAAUCAUUUUAUUAAUGUUGUUGUAUUUUAAAAUAACAUUUCUUUUUGGAUUGCAGCUAAUUCUUGUGUAGUGGACUUUAAUUCAAUAAUAAUCAAGUUGUUAACUUUAUGAAUGUUCCAGUUGAUAAUUUUAUAUUUUGUAUGCCUUAUGUUUUAUUAUGUACAUAAAUCGAGAUCUGUAAAUUAACCUAUGUUCACAAAAUGAUCUGAUUUGAUUUGAUUUGAUUGAAUGUUAAUUUGGUGUACAGUGAUCGACGUGGAAGCGCACGCGGAGGCGCAGGCCGCGGCGGCCGCAGCGGCAGCCGAGGCGGCGCGCCGGGCGGCCGGGCGGGAGAAAGCUGAGCGCGAGAAGGCAAAACAGGACCGCAGCAGACCCAUUUCUGGCACUUCCAUAUCGGGCACGCCCUGGUCAAUCCUAUCAAACAGUGCGUGGUGUGGACCGGCGACGGGCGCGUGUUCUUCUACAACCCAACGACUAACUCGUCGGUGUGGGAGCGGCCGCCACAGCUGGUGGGCCGCGCCGACGUUGACAAGGCUGUCAGCCAGCCGCCGCUGGAGCUGCAGCGCAAAGACAACCCUCCGGCUGCUACUGGCAACAACACAGCUAACGCAACAGGCAACGGCGAGCUAAAGAGGUCCGCAGACUCUGACAGCGACCACUCAAAUCAUGAACCCGCCAAGAAGGCGAAGUCUGAUGACACCGCGAGCAAGAAGGGGCCGGUGGGGGCGGGGGGCUCGGGCGGCUCGCUGAUCGACGCGGGCAAGGAGGCGGCCGUGGAGGCGGAGAUCCGCGCGGCCCGCGAGCGCGCGCUGCUGCCCUCCGAGCAGCCCAUGCGCAGCUUCCUGCAGGUGCUGCACGAGAGCGAGGUGUCCACCUUCAGCCCCUGGGAGGAGCUGUACAAGAUCGUCUUCGACAGCCGCUACCUGCUGCUCACCUCCGAAGAGAGGAAACAGGUGUUCGACAAAUACGUCCGCGAGAGGGCAGAGGAAGAGCGUAAGGAGAAGAAGAAAAGGCUGCAGCAGAAGAAGAAUGAGUUCAGGCAGCUCAUGGAAGAGGCCAAACUACACUCCAAGUCCUCAUUCUCGGACUUCUCGUCGAAACACGGCCGCGACGAGCGUUUCAAGGGCAUCGAGAAGGUACGCGAUCGGGAGAAGUUCUUCAACGAGUAUAUCGUGGAAGUGCGCAAGAGGGAGAAAGAAGAGAAGGAAAGAAAGAAGGAGCAGGUAAAAUCUGACUUCAUAGCGCUUCUGAAAGAGAAGUCAGUGGGCAGACAUUCAAGAUGGGCGGAAAUCAAGAAGAAGGUUGACCUCGACCCGAGGUACAAGGCAGUGGAAAGCAGUACCCUAAGAGAAGAUUACUUUAGAGAGUACUGCAAGUUGGUGAAGGACG